CGCGCCGACUUCCGCCCGCCGCGAAUGGAGGCCCUUCUGCCGCCGGCGGCUGUCUUGCCGAGGAAGCCCCGGGGCGGCGGCGGCGGGGGCGAUGCUGGCGCUGGGGCUGCUGUGGCGGGCGCUCGGUAGCGCGGGCUAUGCGGACGCGGCGCGCGGGGGCGGGGGCGAGAGCGGGCGGGCCGCCGCCAUGGCGCAGGAGCAGGAGCGGGCGCUGGAGGUCUACGAUCUCAUCCGCACCAUCCGCGACCCCGAGAAGCCGAACACGCUGGAGGAGCUGGAGGUGGUGAGCGAGAGCGGCGUGGAGGUGGCCGAGAUCGGGCCGGGGGAGAGCCUGAUCACCAUCCGGUUCACGCCCACCGUGCCCCACUGCUCGCUGGCCACGCUCAUCGGUAGGACUCCCCCUCGGGCGCUUGGGGGCAUCCAGAGCAGCCCAGGCCCCUCCAAGGGGCCAAGGCCAGACCCCACGGGGGAGCCUCGCCUUUCUGUCCCUGCCUUAAAUCCUGGCUUCUCAUCGAAGGAUGAACCACCUGGGGGGUUUGG
Pseudonaja textilis is the source of this 540-nucleotide messenger RNA. NCBI's taxonomy places the organism in Eukaryota, Metazoa, Chordata, Lepidosauria, Squamata, Elapidae. The record is from RefSeq and is a predicted model, not a curated record.